Molecule: messenger RNA, 653 nt
Organism: Leptopilina heterotoma
Lineage: Eukaryota; Metazoa; Arthropoda; Insecta; Hymenoptera; Figitidae
Product: histone H1-like
Exons: 1
Coding region: 1-600 (199 amino acids)
Biological process (GO): nucleosome assembly; chromosome condensation; negative regulation of DNA recombination
Cellular component (GO): nucleus; nucleosome
Molecular function (GO): structural constituent of chromatin; double-stranded DNA binding; nucleosomal DNA binding
Source: RefSeq, a predicted model, not a curated record
AUGGGAGAUAAGAUAGAAGCAUCAUUGGGAGCAGUGCAGUCGAAGAAAUCAGCGACGAAGGUGAAAAAACCACGAGCGAAAUCGACUCAUCCGCCAACGUCGGGAAUGGUGAACGCAUCGAUUAGAUCUCUGAAGGAGCGAAACGGUUCUUCGUUGCAGGCGAUUAAGAAGUACAUUGCCGCCAGCUACAAAGUGGAUGUCGAGAAGCAGGCGCCGUUCAUCAAAAAAUAUCUGAAAUCAGCAGUGACAAAUGGAAUUUUGGUGCAAACGAAGGGAAAGGGUGCGGCUGGUUCAUUCAAAUUGGCCGAUAGUAAGAGCAAGGGUGCUGCUGCUAAAGGGAAAGUAAAGAGUGCAGCGAAGGCUAAGAAGAGGGCAACAUCAACGCCGAGGAAGAUUAUUGCCGCCAAGGCCAAGAGGGCAAUUGCCGAGAAGAAGAAGACACCUAAAGUGGCGGCUAAACCACCAAAGGCAAAAUCCACGAGUGCCAAGCCUAAGGUGACGAAAGCUGCGCCUAAGAAAGCGAAGGCACCAGCAUCGGCUAAGAAGAGGGCUGCUCCCAAGGCUAGGAAGACGGUGGCAAAGAAGGUUGCCAAGAAGUAAGCGAUGAGAGACGACUAAAUUUACAAACGGCCCUUUUCAGGGCCACCAAAUAU